Messenger RNA from Branchiostoma floridae (Florida lancelet), 3294 nucleotides. RefSeq names its product deleted in malignant brain tumors 1 protein-like. The record is from RefSeq and is a predicted model, not a curated record. The transcript is spliced from 12 exons. Lineage: Eukaryota; Metazoa; Chordata; Leptocardii; Amphioxiformes; Branchiostomatidae. The coding region runs from base 136 to 3294 and encodes 1052 amino acids. Gene Ontology annotation, cellular component: membrane.
UUGCUGCAAUUCAUCCGCCAGCCGAUAACAAUGGACAACGAUUGAGUUCUUGAUGUCCGUAAUUAAAAAAAAAAAAAGACAGUUUCGCAUCGAGUCCAGAUAUCAGGAGAACAAAGAAGCUGUGAAGGUCCUUCAAUGUCGUCUUUUUCAGAUGUCCGACUCGUGGGAGGAAGUUCGUCCAGCGAGGGCAGGGUUGAAGUGUACCAUGACGGACAGUGGGGGACGGUCUGUGACGACCGUUUUGACAUGAGCGACGCCAACGUGGUCUGCCGUCAGCUGGGAUACGGAGGCGCUGUCGAGGUCCGAGGGUCGGCAGCCUUCGGGGAGGGGGAAGGCCCGAUCUGGCUGGACGACGUGGCCUGUGAGGGUUCCGAGACGAGCAUCGAAGACUGCGGCCACAGAGGAUGGGGCUUAGAGAACUGUGUGCACCUUGAGGAUGUUGGUGUGGUCUGUUCGGGCGUUGAUGGCGGCUGGACUUCCUGGAGCCCAUGGUCCGCCUGCAGCGUGACGUGUGGAGUUGGUGAGCAGACUCGGGACCGAAGCUGCACCAAUCCUGCACCAGCUCACGGCGGGGCGGACUGUUACGGACAAACUCAGAAGACACAAACAUGUUACACGAUGGUAUCCUGUCCAGGCAUCCGACUCGUGGGUGGAAGUUCGUUCAGUGAGGGCAGGGUUGAAGUGUACCAUGACGGGCAGUGGGGGACAGUCUGUGACGACGAUUUUGACAUGAACGACGCCCACGUGAUCUGUCGUCAGCUGGGGUACGUAAGCGCUGCCGAGGUCCGACCUGGAGCAGCCUUCGGGGCGGGGUCAGGUGAGAUCUGGCUGGACGACGUGGCCUGUGAGGGUUCCGAGACGAGCAUCGAACACUGCAGCCACAGAGGAUGGGGCAUAGAGAACUGUGGGCACAGUGAGGACUCUGGUGUGGUCUGCUCGCAGGGCAUCCGCCUCGUGGGUGGAAGUUCGUCCAGUGAGGGCAGGGUUGAAGUGUACCAUGACGGACAGUGGGGGACCGUCUGUGACGACGCUUUUGGCAUGGACGACGCCCACGUGGUCUGCCGUCAGCUGGGGUACGGAAGCGCUUUUGAGGUCCGAACUCGAGCAGCCUUCGGGGAGGGGUCAGGUGAGAUCUGGCUGGACAACGUGGCCUGUGAGGGUUCCGAGACGAGCAUCGAACACUGCAGCCACAGAGGAUGGGGCAUAGAGAACUGUGGGCACAGUGAGGAUGUUGGUGUGGUCUGUUCGGAUGGGGCAGCUGUCAAUAUCGCUCGAGGCAAGACGGCCUACCAAACAAGCUCCCAGGGGUACUGGAUACCAACUACAGGCGAAGUGUUCAGUGGGGAAGCCGGUCUUGCUGUAGACGGCAACACCAAUGGCAAUUAUUCGGAAAACACCUGUACGCAAACGAAGUGGGAGGCCAACCCUGCGUGGUGGGUGGAUCUUGGACAAUCGUAUGUGAUUAACAGUGUGGUCAUAUUCAACCGCCUGGACUGUUGUUCGGAUCGACUCAAUCCCUUCAACAUCCACAUCGGGGAUUCCGGCACGGUUACCGCCAACCCCAAGUGUGGAGGUGACCAUCGGAUCGACCUCGGCCAGCCGUCCAUUUCCGUUUCCUGUAGGGGGAUGAUGGGACGGUACGUCGGCAUUCGCCUGAUCGGUUCUCAUCGAGUGAUGUCAUUGUGCGAAGUCCAAGUCUUUUCGCCAGUUGAUGGCGGUUGGACCGAUUGGAGCCCAUGGUCCGCCUGCAGCGUGACGUGUGGAGUCGGUGAGCAGACUCGGGACCGGAGCUGCACCAAUCCUGCACCAGCUCACGGUGGGGCGGACUGUGACGGACUGGCUUAUAAUAGACAAGCAUGCGACACGAUGGUUUCCUGUCCAGAUAUCCGACUCGUAGGAGGAAGUUCAUCCAUGGAGGGCAGGGUUGAAGUGUACCAUGACGGGCAGUGGGGGACCGUCUGUGACGACGGGUUUGGCAUAAACGACGCCCACGUGGUCUGCCGUCAGCUGGGGUACGGAAGAGCAGCCGAGGUCCGAAGGGCAGCUGCCUUCGGGGCGGGGUCAGGCCCGAUCUGGCUGGACGACGUGGCCUGUGAGGGUUCCGAGACGAGCAUCGAACACUGUGACCACAACGGAGGGGGCAAACAUGACUGUGGGCACACUGAGGAUGUUGGUGUGGUCUGCUUGGGUCCAACUACUGAGGUACCGACGACGCCGAGACAUACAACAUUUCUAACUAGCACGGAAGUACUUUCACAGACUACAUCCAUGCACAUUCCUUCUUCUGCCCAGCCGACACAACGGCCAACUUACCCUGAAACCACUGUUUCUCAGCACAUCAUGCGUGCACAGACCAAAGUUCCACAGCCGACAACACGGCCAACUCAUCCUGAAACCACUGUUUCUCAGCACGUCAUGCCUACACAGACCACACAUGUGAAGCGUACACAGACCACAGCUCCCCAGCCAACGCAACGGAAAACUCUUCCUUGGACCGCCGUUUCUCAGCAUGUGAAGCGUACACAGACCACCGUUCCCCAGCCAACACAACAUCCAACGUAUCCUGGAACCACUGUUUCUCAGAGCACGGCUCACCAGACGACAUGGCUAGCAGGGUGCGAAAUAUCGGGAUACAUAAACUUCAACGGAGUCUGCUACAAGGACUUCUCUGAUGUGAAGGUGAGUUACGCCGCGGCCAGACGGAGAUGUGCCGAGGACGGGGCGUUGCUAGCCAUGCCGAAAGACAGACGGAUCAACGAUUUUAUCUCCGCUUUCUAUCGUACCUACGGGGGCAUCUGGCUUGGCUUAACUGACGCCGACAGAGAAGGGCGAUGGGUUUUUGAGGACGGCACAAGUUUGGCGUCAACAGGCUUUUCCAACUGGGACUACGGUGAACCCAACAAUCAUAGAUUCGGCACAGAAGACUGCGCCGAGAUGUUAGAGCUCAGCUACGAAUGGAAUGACGUUGGGUGCUACCAGCCGUUGGGGUUCAUCUGUCAAUUAGACACAGCAGCAACGACCAUCGCUCCUGCGACCAGCGCUCAUGCGACCAGCGCUCCUACGACCAGUGCCCCUGGAUGUGGAGGCAUCCUGGCGGCUCCCCCUGGAGGUACUGUGACGUCACCGAACUACCCCAGUAACUACGGCGACCGUGCGACUUGUGAGUGGACGAUCACCGUGGCAGAAGGCAGCGUGGUUCUUCUUACGUUUGACAGCUUCAGCCUUGAGGAAGGUUAUGACUAUUUGACGAUAUACGAUGGAGGCAGUGAUACUGCUCCACGACUGCGGAGGUAA